Messenger RNA from Bombyx mandarina (wild silkworm), 1649 nucleotides. RefSeq names its product RAS oncogene family member Rab40 (gene Rab40). NCBI's taxonomy places the organism in Eukaryota, Metazoa, Arthropoda, Insecta, Lepidoptera, Bombycidae. Gene Ontology annotation, biological process: intracellular signal transduction. The record is from RefSeq and is a predicted model, not a curated record. Gene Ontology annotation, molecular function: GTP binding; GTPase activity.
AUGACGAUGUUUCCUGCUUCUGGAUCUGCUGCGGUGCCGCAGCAAACAAUAAAUGGGCAAGUAGUGCAAAACGGCAGCACGACUUUGCCUCGCUCCCAUCACCAGAGAACAGGUCGACCACCAGCAGCUCCUAAAUCAUAUGACUACCUUUUAAAAGUGCUACUAGUUGGUGAUUCUGAUGUUGGAAAACAAGAGAUCCUUCAAGAUUUAGAGGAUGGCUCUGCAGAUUCACCCUUUUGCAGCGGUAGUGGAUACAAGACCACGACAAUACUUUUGGACGGAAAGAGAGUUAAGCUCCAGCUAUGGGAUACCUCAGGACAGGGAAGGUUUUGCACUAUAAUUCGUUCAUACUCACGUGGGGCCCAAGGUAUUCUGCUAGUAUAUGACAUCACAAAUAAGUGGUCUUUUGAUAGUAUUGACAGGUGGCUUGAAGAAGUUGAAAAGCAUGCACCCGGUGUCCCAAAAGUUCUGGUCGGGAAUAGGUUACACCUCGCUUUCAAACGGCAAGUACAAGAACGGGAUGCUGAAAUGUAUGCUGCAAAGAAUCACAUGGCUUUCUUCGAAGUGAGUCCGUUGUGCGACUUCAACAUCAGGGAGAGUUUUUGUGAACUCUCACGGAUGGCCCUUCACAGAAACGGCAUGGAGAGACUCUGGAGGAGCAAUAAAGUACUCAGUCUACAAGAGCUGUGCUGUCGUGCAAUAGUAGCGCGGACAUCCGUGUACGGUCUCGAAAGGCUUCCAUUACCGAGCGCCCUGAAGUCCCAUCUCAAGUCGUACGCGAUAUCGGCCGCCCCGAGCCGGCACCGAGCCCGCACGACCAAACACACGCAUCAUACGAGACUCAACUGCACCGGUCGUAACUCAUGUACGAUUGCCUGAAAAUACACCCCCCCAACCCCCCGCCCUGGUAUGUCGCACUCACACUUUGCACGUAUUGACGGUGUGUCAUGAUAUUCUUUGAACGCCAUUCGAAUUAAGGUAUUAGCAGUUAUCGCGCAUAUCGUUUCGUGAUUUGUGUGACAUUGCGGUGUGAAAUCAACAAAACUGACAAGUUAUGAGAAAUGAUGACUGGGCAAACAGUGCUAAAUACAAAAUAGAAAAUGUUUAUAUAGAAAUUUAUUUCUCACAAAUGUUAUUCAAUCGAAGGUCUGACGAUGCUAUCUAUAAUAAUGCAAAUUUAUUUCGGGACAAGUUAUAAACCUUGAGGUUCUAAUUUGAUUUUUUAAGAUUUAAUAAAUUUAAUUAUUCCUAUUGAACAUUUAGUAUUUCGGAGUUAUCACUAUUUGACCGGUGUCGCAGAUAUGUAUUGACCCUAUCGAUCAAAACAACUUUUAUGUUAAAUACUUUUGUUAUAUAAUUUUGCGCCAAGAGUUUUUAGUGUGAGUGUGCGCGUUAUAUUCAUAAGCUCUUAAUGUCCAUAUAUUUAAAUGUAAAUAAAGACUGCUCAUAUUUUCGACGAUAAUCAAACAUGGAUAAACAUUUAGAAUAAAACUGCCAAAUAAUGUUAUAAAUAAGUAUAAUGGACUAUACCAUAAAAUAUGUAAGAGUUGCAUAUCGACGCUUGAAAGGCAAACAUGACUAAGCGACAAUAACUGCUUUGUACAUAAAUGAUAGGCAAUAACCAUAUUCGAUGCGCAAAAAAUAUAUAU